AUGAAGAUGAUCAGCAGCCUUGUUUUCCUCGCCCUCCAUGCACUCGCCGCAAGCAGCACCGCGCUGAAGAAGGGCGACUGCCCGCUCGACACCUCUGUCUCUAUGCACAUCCCGGCCAACCAGACCGCGCUCGUGCAGCCCGCCACGGCCCCGCUCUUCGUCGCACUCGGCGUUGGGUUUCAGAACUACACGUGCAACGCGGCGGGCACGUUUGCGUCGAUCGGCGCGGUGGCCUCGCUGCUCGACCUCUCCUGCGUCGCGCACAAGAAAGCGUUCGACACCGUGGCCGCGCGCGCAUUCGAAGCGUGGGUCGCCGCCCCGCCUGGCGUCAGCCAGACAUACAUCGGGGCCGAAGUCGGCGUUCCCGUCCUCCUCGGGUUCCACUACUUCAUCACGUCGCCCCUCGGCACACCCGGCGCGAUCAACGCGAAGUGGGACUUCACAUCCACCGGCCGGUUCAAGGGCGACGAGACGGCCUUCGUCGUCGGCGCCAAGGUCGGCGACAUCCCCGCCCCGCCGCCCGCGGUCGACGCAGUCACGGUCGACUGGCUGAUGCUCAACGGCAUCCCCAACUUCGAUGCGCUUGCGGCCCAGGUGUUCAGAGUGGACACCGUUGGGGGGCAGCCGCCGACAUCGGUGAGUGGCUUCGCUUGA
This is a messenger RNA of Mycena indigotica, 654 nucleotides long. RefSeq lists its product as uncharacterized. Lineage: Eukaryota; Fungi; Basidiomycota; Agaricomycetes; Agaricales; Mycenaceae. Bases 1 to 654 code for a protein of 217 amino acids. The transcript has 3 exons. The record is from RefSeq and is a predicted model, not a curated record.